AUGCUGUACACCUGUUCUACGCGUACCGUUGUACGGUCGCGUCGCGUGAUGACACAUUCACCGUAUUUGAGACUGUUGUUGUACCUAACCGCUGACAUCCGCACCUCUCUCCUCGCCAGGACCCCUCUCCCCUCUCCUCACCAUCCCGCCGCCCCGAGAAGGGCGUCGCCAAACCACCCGGCAUGGUCGACGAGGCCACGCAGCAAAUCGCCGAUCUCCUCCUCAUCAUCGCCUCGCUGCAGGAGGACAUCAAGCAGCUGGACGCCCCAUCCUGGACCGCCGCCGAGUUCGACCUCAAGGUCCGCACCAUCGCCGAGCAGAUCACCCAGGAGUGUAUCAAGGCCGACAACGUCCCCAUCUCCAAGGCCAUGGCCGCCCAGUUCCUCCGCAACGGCGACCGCAAGUCCACCAGGCAGAUCGCCGUCCUGCUCGCCAGGAGGAAGACUGCACUUAAGAAGCUCCACGACAUGAGCGAACACGUCGAGAAGCUCAAGGAGGGCUGGACUCGCGCGGAGUGAUACCCCCGACUUCUGCUCACCACCACCACCGUGUCAGGGCAUAACCACAACUUUCUUCGCGCUCGCUUUAUAGUCCAUGUCUGCGCGCAAGGAAGGGAAAUGCACAACGUUCACGUCUUAUUUACGCCUAGGAUUGCACAGGCCAUGUAUAAAUUUGUAAAACUCAAAGCUCUUGGGGUGAACCGUACAAUCCCGCCUCCGCCUGCUCA
Chondrus crispus (carragheen) is the source of this 727-nucleotide messenger RNA. RefSeq lists its product as hypothetical. The coding region runs from base 1 to 471 and encodes 156 amino acids. Lineage: Eukaryota; Rhodophyta; Florideophyceae; Gigartinales; Gigartinaceae. The transcript has 2 exons. The record is from RefSeq and is a predicted model, not a curated record.